ACGCACGCACGUAUGUUCCCGGGAUCCCAUUGACAAGAAACUCCGCACUCUCCGUUGACCUCAAGUUCACUCCAGAAGUCUCGCGCGAUCGACGAGAUCCCCCUGCACACCAUGGCUCGCCUCCUCCACCUCUUGGUCGUCCUGCUCCUGUCGGUCGCCCUCGUGCCGCCGCCGGCCGUGGCCGCGGGGCCGGCCAAGGUGCCCCUCGCGCUCUACUACGAGUCGCUCUGCCCCUACUGCUCCCGCUUCAUCGUCAACCACCUCGCCGGGAUCUUCGACGACGGCCUCAUCGACAUCGUCGACCUCCUGCUCGUCCCCUACGGCAACGCACACGUCCGCGGCGAAAACAACACCAUCAAUUGCCAGCAUGGCCCCUAUGAAUGCAUUCUGAACAACGUGGAGGCUUGCGCCAUUGACGCCUGGCCGGAUUUGAAUGUUCAUUUCGGUUUCAUCAACUGUGUGGAGGACCUGGUGAUGAACAACAAGCAAGAGGAGUGGGAGUCCUGCUUCAAGAAACAGAAUCUUGACCCCAAGCCUGUCAUGGAGUGCUAUGGGAGUGAGCAUGGCCAGAAGCUUUCGCUCGAGUAUGGGAAACAGACUGAUGCGCUCGUGCCUCCUCACAAGUACGUUCCGUGGGUCGUGGUUGAUGGCGAGCCGCUCUACGACGAUUACGAGAAUUUCGAAGCUUACGUCUGCAAGGCGUACAAGGGCCAUCCUCCAAAGGCUUGCCAGGAGCUGAGCCGUCAGUACCCGAUCGUGCAACAGGUGGUGAAGGCGAGCAACGGUGUCAGCUACGACUCCUUCGAUCUCGAGGAGAUCGAUGACAACGUUGACGGCCAGAUUAAGAUGGUUGGGGCUGAUGGCAAUUGAUAAGUUAUGUUCCCUUUUGGGGGCUCACAUACCACUAGUCCACUAUACGUGAACAAUGGAUAGUUUCAUAUUUCUGUUAACUAUGGACUUGUAGAUCAACAGAUCAUAAAGCGAGUUAUCGUGAUAUGCUGUUACCUUGAUCUGGUAUAUACUGGGAAUCAAAUCAAUAGCAUGCUUGGCUUC
Lolium rigidum is the source of this 1053-nucleotide messenger RNA. Its product is annotated as gamma-interferon-responsive lysosomal thiol protein-like. The transcript has 5 exons. Bases 112 to 870 code for a protein of 252 amino acids. The record is from RefSeq and is a predicted model, not a curated record. Gene Ontology annotation, molecular function: oxidoreductase activity, acting on a sulfur group of donors, disulfide as acceptor. Lineage: Eukaryota; Viridiplantae; Streptophyta; Magnoliopsida; Poales; Poaceae.